Molecule: messenger RNA, 696 nt
Organism: Microthlaspi erraticum
Lineage: Eukaryota; Viridiplantae; Streptophyta; Magnoliopsida; Brassicales; Brassicaceae
Source: the annotation of a GenBank genome assembly
AUGGCCGAUUUAGUCAAAAUCCAUGCUUUGAGAGACGGCAACAAUAGUGACGGUGAAGAACGAUUUCAGACGCUCGAGCAAGAGGCUUUCAUCAAUAGUCCGUCGGAGCUCCAGAACGAUUUGGUCGCCGACGCCGGCGGUGGGAUCGAAGCCGUCGCUAAUCGUCUGAGCAAAUGGGUUGUAGCUACUCUGUUUGGAUCCGUUCUGCUUCUGAGACAUGAUGGUGCAGCUUUGUGGGCUGUGAUUGGAUCUGUUUCAAAUUCGGCUCUUUCUGUAUCUCUAAAACGUAUUCUUAACCAAGAGAGACCCGUUGCAACAUUACGUUCUGAUCCUGGGAUGCCAUCUUCUCAUGCUCAAUCCAUUUCUUUCAUCUCUGUGUUUACCGUCUUGUCUGUUAUGGAGUGGCUUGGAACCAAUGAGCUCUCUCUGUUCCUUAGUGGCCUCAUUCUCGCAUUGGGUUCAUACUUUACAUGGUUAAGGGUUUCCCAGAAGCUUCACACGACCAGUCAAGUGGUGGUUGGUGCAAUCUUGGGAUCUGUUUUCUCAACCUUGUGGUACAUAGCUUGGAACUCACUUGUUCUUGAAGCCUUUGCUUCAUCAUUCUCAGUGCAAGUGGCUGUCUUUCUGGUCGCUGCUGCAUCUGCUCUAGGCUUUGCAGUAUACGUGCUACUUAACUGGUUUAAAGAUGACAGAUGA